GUCCAUCACGUAAAAGCUGUUUUGAGGAAAUCACACUGUAUGUUAUUUUUGUAUCAUGAAUCACAUACUAACCAAUCAGUAUUUGUGUAAAAUGGCAAAAUGAAAUUUUUAAACCCCUAAUUAUCAUUGUUGUAGUGCUUUUAUAUUAUUUAUAUGGUUUUUACCUGUUGCUUCAGUUUUUGUAUUUUUGACAUUAAAAAAUUGUGAAUUGUUAUCAAAUGUAGUGAAGUGCCUCGCCAUCGGUGACCCGACACCAUGGACGAAUCCGUUCUGGACACCUCUGCUAUGGACACCUCCACGAUGUCCGGUGGCGGCCUCUGCGAGCCGUCGCCGGAGCUGGAGGGGUACGCGGACGUGGCCAGUCUGGAGGAGGGCCAGCAGGUGAUGCUGCAGCUGCCGGCCGGCGAGAGGACUGGUACCGAGUCGGUCAUCAUGCAGGUGGUCAGGGUGGACGGCAACCAGAUCCAUUUCAUCACGCCCGACACUGGGGCUCAUGACCCGGAUGAAACCGAGGUCAAGGCCAAAGACUCGAGCGAAAUGCUUCAGCUGUCCGAGGACACAGAGUUUGAGAACCCCGGCGCCGAGAGCACCCAGUUUGAGGGCCCCAGUGCAGCUGAAAAUGCCGAGUUUGAUGACUCCGACGUCAAGGAUUUGGAUAUAACGGAGACGCCGCGCUGCUACCUGUGCCUGCGCCCGUCCGCCGGCCUCUACCUCCUGGUACUGGAGAGGACCUCUGCCACGGCCUGUUCACUGGCUGAGAGACUCAGUGGCUGCGCGUCCAAUGUCAAGCUGAAUGUCAGCACCUCAGACGGCGUGUGUGCAGACUGUCUGGAGCUAAUUAAUACGGCGGAUCAGCACUUCCAGCAGUAUCAGCAAGUCAGAGAUAAGAUAGAGGAGCUGCUCCGAGCGGGGAGCCGCCAGCGGGCGGGCCCCGAGGCGGAGUCAGAUGGAGAAGGAGAGGAACGACCCGAAGGAGCUCUCUCGCCGCCGGCCAACGGUGACGACUCUGACGACUCGGACUGGGCUCCGUCGGGGCCGACGCCGCGCUCCACGCGCUCUCGGGUACCCAAGGCGAGGCGCCGCUGGUCUCCGGAGCCGAUAGAGCGACCCACGCCGGCACCGGCGCCAAACGGAGCGCCACGGGGCCGGGGGAGGCCCAGAAAACACCCGCCAGUCACUCCCACGGUCAUAGAUUUUACCGACGUUAGCGCCCUAAAGGAGCAGGUGAAGGACAUCAAAACGGCAAAAUUCAACAUCAAGCCGGCUCCCUCCAAACGACCGCUCAAGUCGGACCUGGAGAAGAUAAUUCACCUGGAGGUGCGCGCGGCGGACAGCGGCGACCCGUCCGGCCUUACUGAGGAGGAGGAGGGCGGUGGUGGAGGCCGGCCGGCCGGGGCUGCGCGACCCCACACCACCGGAUACGAGUGCCGCCGCUGUGAUAUCGAGUUUGAGGACUCUGAUUCGAUGGUGAAGCACCUCCGUCAGCACGUCAACAAGCCCUGGUGUAAGCGGUGUCGGACCGAGUUCCCCAACCGGCCGUCGCUGUUGGAACACAGGAAGGCCUGUCGACUCCAGCACAGAUCUGGCGAGUGCACCAUCUGUGACCGCGAGGUGAAGUUUUACCGCUACCACAUGAGGCAGCACGCCGACCUCGUGGCGCGGGGACUCCUCGAGGAGGGCGCGCCAAUUCCCGAGGAAGACGACCACCCGCCUCCGUCCGUUCAGAAACGAGCCGGCAGGUUUCUGGCGGGAGGAGUGUGUAGCAUUUGUGGUGAGCACGUGCCGGAGAAACUGAGAAAACACGAACGCUCCCAUAAUAUAACGCACACGUGCCCCAUCUGCAAGAAGGUCUUCACUCGAGAGGAUGUGGUGCGAGGACAUAUCAAGCGCGUGCACAUGAAGGAGCGACCUCACGUCUGCGCCCAGUGUGGCAAGACGUUCGUCAGCGUCUACAGCCUGCAGAGGCACGAGAUGAUCCACAACAACGAGUACCGCUUCUACUGCCAGGAGUGCGGUGACGGGUUCCGCCAGAAGCAGCAGCUCACCGCCCACAUGCGGCACAAACACGGAGUGGUCGAUGUGGUGUUUGAAGACGUUCAGGUCAUGCCCGAGGGCGCCGCCGUCGUGGACGCCCUCUCCGUUAUCACCGAACCCAACGGUACCGUGUACGAGGGAGCCGUGCUGGAGGCUGGCGAAUUCGAUAAAGAGGAGUAUGUCAUCACAGCGGCCGGCGAUGGGGAGGAUGUACAGUUCACGGCGGUGGCUGAUGCUGAUGGGAAUCUACACCUGGAAGGAUAGUGUGGUGUCCCGCCGGGAACCGGUGGGGUCUGAAGAUGUGUUGAAAUGCGUGGCAAAGUGUAGGUGAGGUGUUUUGAUAGUAAGGUUGAACGUUGAGAAUACCUCGCGUUUCAGCGAUAAAAUUAAGUGGUGGUGUUGAAGUCGAGAGAAAAACGAGGAUUGGACGAGUCAUGAAAGUAGCCUGGUGUGUUUUCUUCAGCUAAGGGGUUUUCACUCCUGCACUUGGCUAGCAAAACAUUAGUUUGUACAGUCAAGUCAUCUUCAUGGUUAGUUUAGGAUUGUGGGAGGUUAGAAGGCGAGUCCGACAUACAAAAUAACUGUGAAAUGCUGUGAGACGUAAGUCGAUUGCAGCAUUUUCAGCUGUAAUUUUGGUAGAGAUCUCUGCGUGAAAUAGACAAUGUCGACCAUUGAGUGCGCCCUGUGUGUGUGUUCAUCUCAUCGCGGUUUUGCUGGGAGACCAAGCGUGACCCCAUUCAAACUAACGUAAGAACUGUGUGCUUAGACCCUUGUACGAUGAUCUGCGACUUUAGAGUUCGGGGGACGUAUUCUGUAUUCAUUGAGCUGAAUUACCGAACAAUCAACUCUUCCAGACAUCAACUUGUCAUCUCAAUGUCUUUGGGAGAAGCAUGGUGUGUCCCAAAAUCAGUUGUCUAUUUAGUUUUGAUAAUGGUAUGAUAGUUAAGUUUGACAGUGGACUUUCGGGUUGGCAUAGCACCAUUCGUUUUGUACACAUUCAAUAUUUGCCCUCGGGAAGUGACGAUGCAUUCAGAUUUCAGAUCAACUCCUACCCCGUAUUAUGAGUUGUCAGGCCGUAGCCUGUUUUCGAAGUUUUGUAGCCUUGAUUACCCUUUUCAGUGCACCAUCCGUUUUGCUGUUGCUUUUGUCGUUUUUCGUGUAUCCAGAAAUAUGUUGCAAUCUGCUGUAUUGAUAAAUACAAGCGGAAGCUGAUUGUA
This is a messenger RNA of Amphibalanus amphitrite, 3251 nucleotides long. RefSeq names its product zinc finger protein 316-like. Gene Ontology annotation, molecular function: RNA polymerase II transcription regulatory region sequence-specific DNA binding; DNA-binding transcription factor activity, RNA polymerase II-specific. Gene Ontology annotation, biological process: regulation of transcription by RNA polymerase II. The coding region runs from base 256 to 2298 and encodes 680 amino acids. Gene Ontology annotation, cellular component: nucleus. The transcript has 12 exons. The record is from RefSeq and is a predicted model, not a curated record. NCBI's taxonomy places the organism in Eukaryota, Metazoa, Arthropoda, Thecostraca, Balanomorpha, Balanidae.